GUCCUAUUAGACACCCCUACCGCUUUCAACGCCGCCAUAGAGCAACCGCCCACAUGAUGAUGGGUUCUGUUAAUGGUUCAGUUCGGGCCUCGGCGCCGUCUCAUGUGACUAGGAACAAUCAUCUUCAUCUUGGGGUCAACGGUAGGCCGAGUUAUGGAUAUUCAUUCCAAGGCAAUGUUGGCCCCAAUGAACACUAUGAUCCAUUUCCUCAUGGGGGGAGCAGCAUCCGACCUGUUGGACUUGAGGCACCAGAAGUUGCGUUCAUGGGGUAUCACAUUCUCAAUAGCAGUACUGGGAGCUUAUUUGGACGCUUAGCUGGUGCAGCUCCUGUGGAGCAGUCAAUGAACUUACCAUCUCCACCAGGCUCGCAGACGCCUUUUCAAGCCGAAGGAUCUGGAAUGGUCGACGUCCAGCUGCCCGACGUUGGGGAAGCGCUGCUAGCUUUAAGUGCAGAUGUCCAGCCGGGAGAUGGCAUAGAUGGUUCCUCCGAGGAUAUUUUGUCAGAUGUCGAGGAACCCGUUGAGGACCUCUCGGAGUGAGCGGACAGAGGAAACCAAAUGGAAGGUUUGUUUCCGAA
This is a messenger RNA of Rhodamnia argentea, 577 nucleotides long. RefSeq lists its product as uncharacterized. The record is from RefSeq and is a predicted model, not a curated record. Bases 54 to 539 code for a protein of 161 amino acids. The transcript has 3 exons. Lineage: Eukaryota; Viridiplantae; Streptophyta; Magnoliopsida; Myrtales; Myrtaceae.